GGGGCGGGCCUCUGAAGUUGCAAAAGGGGUGAUCAAGCGCCGCGCUUCCUGGGACCUUUUUUUUGCGCGCUCCACGAUGCCGCGGAUCUCGGUGUGGCCGCCCUCGGCCUGCCUCUACGACGAGCCCCUCCAGGUGACCGUGCAGGGCCUGUCUCCGGGGCAGGAGGUGACGGUCCGCGCCGCCUUGGAGGACGAGAGCGGGGUGGUCUUCCAGGCGCGGGGCGUCUUCCGAGCGGGGCGCAGCGGGGAGCUGGACCUGAGCCGGGCGCCCUCGCUGGGAGGCAGCUACGCGGGGCAGGAGGCCAGCGGGCUGCUGUGGAGCAUGGAGCCCGACGCCCCCUUCUGGCGCCUGGCCAAGCGGGACGUGAGCAGCCCCUUCUGGCUGGCCUUCGAGGUCUACGAGGGGCGCGGCGCGGGGAGCCCACUCUGCAGCUGCCGCAGCGCCCGGAGCUUCCUGGGCCAAGGCGUGCGCAGGGCACCCGUUCGGGAGGGAAGGCUCCGCGCCACUCUCUUCUUGCCCCCCGGCCCUGGACCAUUCCCAGGAAUACUUGACUUGUAUGGCUCUGGAGGGGGCCUUGUGGAGUACCGGGCAAGCCUUUUGGCUAGCAGAGGUUUUGUCACAUUGGCUCUGGCUUACUUAGCUUUCGAAGAUUUGCCAGUUUUCCCAGAAGUCCUUGAUUUAGACUAUUUUGGAGAGGCUGUUGAGUUUUUAAAGAAACAAGAGCAGGUUCAAUCGACGAGGAUUGGAGUCAUUGGGAUCUCUAAAGGGGCAGAUCUUGCGCUUGCUGUGGCUACGUUUUGGCCAGGCAUCCAAGCAGCUGUCAGUAUUUCUGGCUCAGGUCUUAAUGCUUUUAUCCCCCUACAAGUUAAAGACCUCACCAUUCCUGCCCACCCUUUCGAUCUGAAUAGGGUGAAAGUUAACAGUGAUUCUGGAUUUGUGGAUUAUUCAGAAGUUUUGGAUGAUCCUAGAGACCCAGCAACUUGGCCAAGCCGGAUCCCUGUGGAGAAGUCCUCCAGUAAGUUCCUCUUCCUCUCAGGACAGGACGACAAAAACUGGCAAAGUGAACUCUAUUGCCGGGAAACUGUUCGGCGCCUCCAGGAGAGCGGGCGUCAUGUGGAGUUCUACUGCUAUCCGGGGGCAGGACACCUCUUGGAGCCGCCCUAUUUGCCCUUGUGCUUUGCCUCACGUCACAAACCUUUGGGGGUUAUUAUGCUCUGGGGAGGAAUGCAGAAGGAACAUGCAAAAGCUCAGGAGGACGCUUGGCAAAGGAUACUGACUUUUUUCAGGCAGCACUUGCUGGAUCUGCCUGUAAAAAGUAAUUUAUAGGUUGGUAUUUUGUGUUAAUGUAAAUGGGCUCAUUGUUAAUCUCAUGCUGUACAGUCUGCCAUCCACAUUUGUUGGUGUUUGGUUGCUCAGAACCCUCAUGAAAGUGAAAAGCCACGAAUAAGCAAAUUGCUGAAAUUCUAGGUCUUUCUAGCAAAUUCCAAAUUACUGAAAUUUGGCUGAAAUUCUAGGUCUUCCAGCAUGACUCCAUGGUUGAACUCUACUGGGACUAACUAUAAAAACACAUUAGAGGACCAAGAGCAGUGGUUCUCAACCUGUGGGUCCCCAGGUGUUUUGGUCUACAGCUCCCAAAAAUCCCAGCCAGUUUACCAGCUGUCAGGAUUUCUGGGAGUUGAAGGCCAAAAUGUCUGGGGACCCACAGGUUGAGAAUCACUGAGCUAGGGGCUCUUGAUGUGAUGUCCUCUCUAGAAAUCAUUAUGUCCUCCAGCAUGACCAGAGGAACGUGAUCAUGGAAUCAUAUUGGAGGACCUAGAGAUUGCUAGAAAAAAUGCUUUUUAAUCUAAUCUGUAAAUAAACCUGUAAAGUCAAAACUGCAAAUGUGGAGGGAUGACUAUGAACUCUCUGGAGAUGUCAAGAAGAGUUGCCAGUAUAAAAAACUAAGCUGAUAGAGAUUGUGUAGAUAUAUCCCUGUUAAGCAGUUAUGGGUAUACUGGUAGAGUGCAACAGAACACAGCUGGGUAUUGAAUAAAAACAUAUAUGGUACCCAUCCCAGUAGCGCAGCGGGUUAAACCGCCAAGCUGCUGAACUUGCUGACCAUGUUCAGGGUUGGCGGUUUGAAUUCGGGGAGUGGGAUGAGCUCCCACAGUUAGCCCCAGCUUCUGCCAACCUAGCAGUUUGAAAACAUGCAAGUGUGGGUAGAUCAGUAGGUAAUGGUGCUCCAUGGAGGCCGUUACUGGCCUCCAUGUCGGCCACGUGACCUUGGAGGUGUCUACGGACAACGCCGGCUCUUUGGCUUAGAAAUGGAGAUGAGCACCAACCCCCAGAGACAGACACGACCAGACUUAAUGUCAGGAGAAAACCUUACCUUACCUACCCAUUUGAUAAGCCAUGAUAUAAGUGAAGUAAAUACAUUUACCUCGCUCAAAUCAUUCCUACACUCACUACAGACAAAUGCACUAUAACUAUCCAAACUGUUUAUCUUAAAUCUACAUGAGAUGUUCAGGAUCAUCUUAAGACAUUUUAAUGCCUGAGGCACUUAGGUGUACCACCUAACCUCUUAAGAAAAAGCACAUAAUACCAAAACAGAGGCAAGUUAUUUUGUUUCUCGUGACAGAAAAUCCCAUAAGUGCCUCUUCUUCUCCUUCUUGAAAAUAAAUAUACUACAAGAAUACAUUAAAUAAUAAACAAUGUACUGCUCUUUUUAAGUUCCAAACUUUGUUGUCCAAGGCAGCCAUCGGAGUCUUUCAAGUAGUACUAAUAAGUUCAUUAUUUCUCUUCUUGAAACCCUCUUUUUAAAUUAGAAUUUAAAGAAGCCUCUGCCCUUUAAAUUUUAUUUUGUAAUUUCCGUCUUCAGACACAAGAUUGAUAUAGUUCACAUCUGAUUACAAAGUUGUUUGAAUAAAAAAUAUUUCUGCCACACACACUCUAAAUUGUAAACAUUUUAAUGGUAAGUAAAACAACAAGUAGAAAUAAUGAAGGGAUUUAUGAAGUCAGACAAUCAAACAUGCCUUUACUCUGUAUCAUCCCAAAAGAAUAAUAAUUCAACUGCAGAAUUAGCACAAAGAAGCCUGAUAAUGUAGGACUUUCAAUCUAUAGCUUUUACCAGAAUCAGGGUAUAUUUUUUAAUGUAUCUGUAUAUUUGGAGGUAAUAUUUGUCACUGGGAAAUUGCCGAAAGUAAUAUGACUGUUUUGAUAGAAAUCAAUAAAUAUAGAUAUAUUUAUA
Molecule: messenger RNA, 3227 nt
Organism: Anolis carolinensis (green anole)
Lineage: Eukaryota; Metazoa; Chordata; Lepidosauria; Squamata; Anolidae
Product: acyl-coenzyme A thioesterase 5
Exons: 3
Coding region: 77-1327 (416 amino acids)
Biological process (GO): acyl-CoA metabolic process; fatty acid metabolic process
Molecular function (GO): fatty acyl-CoA hydrolase activity
Source: RefSeq, a predicted model, not a curated record